This is a messenger RNA of Salmo salar (Atlantic salmon), 3809 nucleotides long. The record is from RefSeq and is a predicted model, not a curated record. NCBI's taxonomy places the organism in Eukaryota, Metazoa, Chordata, Actinopteri, Salmoniformes, Salmonidae.
GGGGAACACACAGCCAUAACGGAACAUUCCCAACCAACGCGGCUCUGAGACCACUGUCAGCGGGGGAACACACAGCCAUAACGGAACAUUCCCAACCAACGCGGCUCUGGGACCACUGUCAGCGGGGGGAACACACAGCCAUAACGGAACAUUCCCAACCAACGCGGCUCUGAGACCACUGUCAGCGGGGGGAACACACAGCCAUAACGGAACAUUCCCAACCAACGCGGCUCUGAGACCACUGUCAGCGGGGGCAACACACAGCCAUAACGGAACAUUCCCAACAUUCCUAACCAACGCGGCUCAGCAUACGCGUCCCUCUAUUGAUUUGAAUGUGUUGACAGUUGGAGAAAUAUCUCGAGCCGCAUUGAGAAGUAUGAAAGCCAAUGGUCCCAUAUUCUAGAAUACUGCUGUGCGUGCACAUUUUGGACUCUGAUAGAUGUGUGUGUGUGUAAGAGGCUGAGUAACCCGCGGUAACAGACAUGCCCAAACCUGAUCUACUGUGUUUGGUUCAACUACUGGACAACACUAUCCAGACCUUUACAGUCAACAAGCAGGAUGCAGGUGAGGUUUUGCUGGAGCAGGUGUGUAACCAGCUGGGUCUGCUGGAGAGACACUUCUUCAGUCUGCAGCUACGAGACUCCAACACCACCAUCGUCACUCAAACACACUCUCCUAGGUGGCUGGAGGCCAACAAACCACUGAAGAAGCAGCUGAAAGGAGUUGUCUCUCCAUUCUACCUGACCCUCCGAGUCCGAUUCUUCAUCUCAGACCCCAACUCUCUACAGCAUGACCAGACCAGACAUAUGUACUUCCUCCAGAUCAGAAGUGACAUCAGAGAGGGCAGGUUGAAGUGUCCUCUGAGUGCAGCUGUAGUACUGGCCUCCUAUGCUGUGCAGUCUGAGCUAGGCGACUACUCCCCAGACCUUCUCCCUGGUUACCUGUCCAAAAGCCACUUCCUCCCAGAGCAGGAUGAUGACUUCCUGUCUAGAGUGGAGGCUCUGUACCCAGGGCACAGGGGGCUGAAGCAGAGUGAGGCAGAGCUGUGUUUUCUCAACACAGCAAGAACUCUGGAGCUGUAUGGAGUGGAGCUACACACUGCCAUGGACUCCAACAGUUCCCCUCUAUUGGUGGGAUUGGCCUCAGGGGGCGUGGCUAUCUUCUGUAACAUGAUUUGCUCCAGUUUCUUCCCCUGGGUGAACAUCAUCAAGAUAUCCUUCAAGAGGAAACGCUUCCUUAUGCAGCUCAGACGCAAACAUGGGGAGACGCAGGACUGUGUGGUGAGCCUGGUCCUGCCGUGCCCCAGGGCCUGUAAGAACCUGUGGAGAUCAUGUGUGGACCAUCACUGCUUCUUCCACACCAACCUGGCAACCCGCAGCACACACCGCACCAACCUGGCAACCCAGAUACACAACAAGCUGCUCUCACAACACUGGGCCUUGGGCAACACUAAAACAGACAGUGGUCCAGUGUGUAAGAAAGUGAUGGGUGGGAUGGAGUGGAACCCAGCUCUGAGGGGAUCCACCUCGUCAGAACACCUGGAGACCAAGAGCCUACCGUCCAGAUCCCCCCCGCUCACACCCAACUGGCGGAGUCCUCGUGUGCGUCAUGGCGCCCGUAAACCCCGCCCCUCCUCAGUGGAGCUGAACAAUGACCUGCGAGACGUGUCAGAGGGGGAGGAUGUCUUUUACACCUACAGGGUCUCCCUCAGCAGCAGCAGGGGCAGCCAGGAGGGCACGCCUACACACAGCCAAGGAGGCGGAUGGUCGCAGGUUGAUGACAUCGGCACAGGAGAGGAAGACAUUAAGGCCACCUCUCACUACCGGGACAAGGUCAGUUACCCAGACAGACAAGGGUGUGAUCAUGUGUUUGUGAUAAAAUAUCUCAUCUGUGUGUGUUGCAGCGUGCUCUGGGGGAUGGCGACCUGCUAUUGGUGCGUCUCGCUCCUGAUCACGACGGAAAGUUUGGUUUCAAUGUCAAAGGUGGCGUGGACCAGAAGAUGUCCCUGGCCAUAUCCCAGGUCAACCCUGACUCCCCCUGCGGGGCGGGUUGAGCCCAGGUUGUUGGAAGGUGACCAGGUCGUGCUGAUCAACGGUCGCGACAUCUCUGAACACACGCAUGACCAGGUGGUCAUGUUUAUAAGAGCCAGCAGAGAGUCCCACUCCAGAGAGCUGGCUCUGCUUAUACGACGCAAAGGUCCAGGGCGUGUGGCACCCCUGCUGCAGUUUCCCUCUGCCCUGUCUCUGACUGGCCAAUCACACGGUGAGCCACUGCUUCUGCCUGGCCAAUCAGAACAAGGCCAGACACUUGAAGAGUCCAUGAAACAACUGGAGAGGGGAAUCCAGACAGGCACUCUCACCUUCCACUUCGAGAACCUGUACAUGAGGAAGCCUGGCCUGUCAGUAGCCUGCGCUCGUCUCCCUGAGAACACAGACAAGAACAGAUACAAGGACGUGCUGCCCUAUGACGUCUCCAGAGUGGUACUUCAGGACCAAGAGGACUACAUCAAUGCAAGCCACAUCACGGUGGUGCCCCCAGGGUCUGGUGUGUGUCUGCGCUACAUUGCAGCUCAAGGACCGCUGCCUCAGACCUGCACUCACUUCUGGCAGAGUGUGUGGGAGCAACACACACACACCAUCAUCAUGCUCACCACACUCACCGAGAGAGGACGGACUAAGUGCCACCAGUACUGGCCACACCCUCCUGAAGUGAGGGAUUAUGGGUACCUGAGGGUCAGCUGCCACUCUGAGGAAUGCAACCUGGCCUACGUCACACGCCAAUUCACCCUAACACACACACAGCUGGGAGAGGAGCGUUCGGUGACCCACCUGCAGUAUGUAGCAUGGCCAGACCAUGGUGUACCUGAUGACCCCUCAGACUUCUUGCUGUUCAUCACCUCUGUUAGAGAGAGGAGGACAGGAGACACACCACUUAUGGUGCACUGCAGCGCAGGGAUUGGGCGUACAGGUGUUCUCAUUACCAUGGAGACGGCGUUGUCGCUGUUGGAGAGCGGUCGACCUGUGUUCCCUCUGGACAUUAUCAGGAUGCUCCGAGACCAGAGGGCCAUGAUGAUCCAAACCACGUGUCAGUUCCGGUUUAUGUGUGAGGCCAUCCUGCGUGUCUACAGAGAGAGAGGAGAGCAUUCUGCAGCACCACCUUCAGCACUGCUAACGGACCAUUAACAGGAGGAUGGGGGGACAGCUAGCCACAAUGCUAGGCACAAUGCUAGGCUAACAGCUAGCCACAAUGCUAGGCUAACAGGAGGAUGGGGGGACAGCUAGCCACAAUGCUAGGCUAACAAGAGGUGGGGGGACAGCUAGCCACAAUGCUAGGCUAACAGGAGGUGGGGGGACAGCUAGCCCCAGCGCUAGGCUAACAGGAGAAGAGGACCGCUAGGCUGUAGCCUUAGAGAGCCAUAGCACUCCACUAGCCUUAAGUGCUCGGCAACGGCUAGCCUUCUGUUGCUACAGCACAUAACGAGCCAUAGUGCCGAAUGUGCUCAGCUAGUCCUAUCCUUAUGUUAGCCAUAGAGCACUGCUAGCAGGGAAGGACCAUGUACUGUAAAGGUCUUUUUAGUUUAUUUUUUAUUCUCUGGGACCAAAGUGCUACUGUAUGAGUGACUGAAGACUAUCUCAGUUCCUCCUGAGUGGCGGCUAUAGGAUUGACUGGUCUGUCUGUCUUGUUAGGAGAGUGUUGAGGCUUUCGGUGGAUUCACAGUAGAGAUUAACACUGCCAGAGCCACCACACACCACCCCCCGCUCCCACCUUCCCUAAAUUAUUGACACACUGAAUAAACACACUGACAUCUA